GUCUGAGAGGCGAGAAGAGGGAUCGCAGACGAAGAGACACACGAGAGCUAAAAUGUCUAGUUUUUCAAACAAGUUUAGCGGUUACACGAUGACACAGCUCAACGAAAUAGUGGAGGACGACGACAAACUCACGAAAAUGGUCCAGGAGAUGGAUGAGAUGCAGGAAGUCCAGCAGAGCAAGGAGAAGACACUGGCCAACAAUCGAACCCUGGCUGAGCAAAACCUCGCCCUGCAGCCCAGACUGGAGCACAAGAAGGAGCAGCUCACCAAGCGCUACAGCUGUCUUCAGGAGAGCUUUGAGUCCUAUCAGCUUCGCAAGUCUACCCUAGACCACAAGUCAGGAAACACCACCCUGGACACUUUGCUGGCCCUGCUGCAGGCGGAGGGAGCCAAAAUAGAAGAGGAGACAGAGAACAUGGCUGAUUCGUUCCUGGAUGGCGACAUGACCCUGGAUUCCUUCAUCGAUGCUUACCAGAGCAAGAGGAAGCUAGCCCACUUGAGAAGGGUGAAGAUCGAGAAGCUGCAGGAGAUGGUGCUGAAGGGCCAGCGGCUCCCCCAGGCGUCGGUCCCUACCUCCCGAUCUCAGGAUGUGUCAGCAGCGGCCUCCCUCCUCACCGAGGCCAGUAACAGCUCCUCCCCUGUCCCCCAACCCAGGAGGAAACCCCCACCUCCCCCAUCCCAGCCAGCCCCAAUUCUAAAUCCAAAUCCAUCUCAAACCGCUGCCCCCCAGCCUCCUGUCUUCCACUCAGCAUCUCCAUAUCCGCCAAUUCCUCCCAGAACAGGCCAACCCUUCCCCAGUGUCUCCUCUGGCUACCCCAGCCAUUUCCUAUCUCAGUACCCGCCUGCUUUGCCACAGAGGCCCCCACCUCGCAUGGCCCCGCAGCCUGGCUUCAUCAUGCAGUAAAUAAAAGCAGUUGCCACUCAGAGGUUUCGGUGUGUGUUGCGGACUUUUCACCACUGGGACUCCUCUGAGAACUAUUUUUCUAUGUCGUCCGCCUUCUUGGAUUAUGACCAAUCACAACACAGGAAGGCAGACCCGCGCUGGCUGGUCUGGUCACGUUCAGCUGAAGCAGAUCUCCAAUAAUCUCUGUGGAUUUGUGCUCACCUCUCACUCCCAUCAACACUCCCAACUAACAAGGCGUGACGAGAUCGGCCUUGACUCUUGCUAGCCUGAGUCCCCUCAGCAGAAGGGCCCACUGCAGGCUGUAGUGAAACAAGUGUCAGUCUAUGGGCCACAGAGCUGGGACUUGUCAUUUAUCAGCACUUUCUGUGUCCAGGCAGUGCCCUCAGCUCUACUGGCCCUUUAGUUUUUAAGUCUCUCACCUCCCUUCAAACAUGUUCCUCAAGCUGUUGCGGAACACUAAAGUCAUUCAAAAAAAGGGUUCGAUUUGUCAUUUCCAUCUGCAGCAUACUGGUAUUGAAUAUGCAAGCAAAGAGAGACCCUAAUUACUGUGCAGUUCUGAUGAAAAUAUCAUUUCCCAGAAUAUAUUCAGGCAAAACUGCAUCUAUGCUGUGAUUAUUUUUUUUGUUUCAAUAUAAAAAUUCAAAAGGUACAUAGAAAUAUUUGAAUUUCAGCAUCUUUUUAUGAUAUAGUACUAAUGGAGUUAUGUUAAUAAUAGCCAGGAUAGACUGAUUAACGUGUCAUGGAGGGCUUGGGUUGAUGUGCAUGUGUCUAAAGUGGGUCCAGACCUGCCUGGUUGAAGAUGGCUGUCUCUUGCACUUGGUCCAUCUCAGGGCAGAAGUCAAAGGGGAGUUGAAGGAGAGGAUUAGUGGCUGAACUAUUGUAACAAAUCACUAAGCCUUUAGAGUGUUGCCUGAAAUGAAGGAUUUAUGUAUAGCCAUACAGUACACUUCAGAUGUUUGUUGUUUUCUGUGGGUUCCUGUUGUAAUGCAACACUCCUUUACGAUGUCCGUUGUCUUUAACACCCUCAGUUGGAAUUGGAAAUUACGCCAACAGCUUCUUGGGUCUCAUACAUAUGGUUCUGUUCAGUCUUCUGAGACACUGAGCACCAAAGACUUCCCACAUCACCCUGUGUUCAAAGUCUUUCGCAACUGUCUUUUUUUUUUUUUAAUAUAUAUAUGUAAGUGAACCAUUUAGUGAGAUACUCUACCAUUGUCCCCAACAUAUCUGUUUGUGAUGUUGAGCUGAAACACUUUUUUUUUGUAACCAUGCAAGCCAGAUUUCUUCAAGAGGAACUUGUAAAGUCAGUCUUGCUUUGGGAGGAAACUCUUUUCUGGUGCGAUUAAAAAAAAUCACUUCUUUUUCCUCCCGACUGCUGUCGCUGUGCACUGUUGAAGAGCCACGAGUGCCUACACUUGAAGUGACGUUAAUCACGUCCUGCUGACUACUCCAUGUUUCUCUAUGCUCAGCUGUAGAAGUUAGGACCUCCCUCCAACCCUUGAAAUGAAAAACUGACUUAGCAUUUGGUCUUCGCCUCAUGCUACUGAUUUCACGUUCCAACAGAAGGUAGAAAAAGGCAGAGUGUGACUGCUGGUCUGUCAGGUUGUGUUUUCUCACUAGCUGCUGAAGGCCAGAAUAGAGCGAUACUGUACAUGUGCCAGAGAGACAAGAGACACCCUCAGGCUGUGUGCCUAGCGGUGCUAGUGCUUCUCUUCCGUUCUUUCUCCAUUGUACUGAGGUUUGCCUGAGGUGAAUUCAGAGAUUUCUGCAUGUGUUGUUGCUAUUUUUUUAUAAUUGGGAAAAUAACAGGGCUCUGAAAUGUUUUGUGUCAUAUCUUGGUGAUAGUACUUCAAGACAAAGAAGUGGACCACAGAAUGGGCAAAGCAUACUUAUCAGGAGGCAAAACUACAGAAGGAGAGAAAGCUAAAGCAUCAAUGUCUUGAUGAACCAGCAUUUCUAACAACUAACAACAAAUAAUUCUUUUGUGCAUGGCCUUUUCUCUUUGUGUUCAGUCUGAAGAUUCCUCCUCAGUACUUUUUUUUUUUUUUUUUUUUAGCUGUUGAGCUGCUUUCUACAUUUGAACUGAUCCACUGUAUCCAUGGUUUUCUAUGUGGUUGGUGAUAUUUUCAGUGUAAUGUUGUAGGUAUUUACUUAUAAUGAAUGUUUAAGUGGAAUUUAAUGCUAUUUUCAAGUUCAAUAAAUCUCAAUUUUUUGUA
This is a messenger RNA of Toxotes jaculatrix (banded archerfish), 3117 nucleotides long. It is a transcript of the gene vps37ba, whose product is annotated as VPS37B subunit of ESCRT-I a. The record is from RefSeq and is a predicted model, not a curated record. The coding region runs from base 53 to 904 and encodes 283 amino acids. The transcript has 4 exons. Gene Ontology annotation, biological process: protein targeting to vacuole; ubiquitin-dependent protein catabolic process via the multivesicular body sorting pathway; protein targeting to membrane. NCBI's taxonomy places the organism in Eukaryota, Metazoa, Chordata, Actinopteri, Toxotidae. Gene Ontology annotation, cellular component: ESCRT I complex.